This is a messenger RNA of Morus notabilis, 735 nucleotides long. RefSeq names its product bet1-like SNARE 1-1. The transcript is spliced from 6 exons. The coding region runs from base 112 to 504 and encodes 130 amino acids. NCBI's taxonomy places the organism in Eukaryota, Viridiplantae, Streptophyta, Magnoliopsida, Rosales, Moraceae. The record is from RefSeq and is a predicted model, not a curated record.
UUCAAAAAUUUUCAUCAUUUCUCUGCUCAGCACCAUUUUGUCGGACAAUUUUCGAAAUUGGAGUUCUCUGAGGUUGAAAACCAACGCUGAAUCUGUCUGAUCUCACGAGCAAUGAAUUACAGAAGGGAUCACCGUUCCUCCAAGACAUUGCUGUUUAAUGACCUCGAGGAAGGUAGUCUUAGGGCUUCUUCAUCGUAUUCUCAUGACAUUAAUGAGCAUGACAACAACAAAGCCGUUGAAAGCUUGCAAGAUAGAGUUGUUUUCCUAAAACAAUUGACAAAUGACAUACACGAUGAGGUGGAUAGUCAUAAUCGUUUCCUUGACCGAAUGGGGAAUGACAUGGAUGCAUCAAGAGGUGUAAUGUCUGGUACCAUGGAUAGAUUCAAGAUGGUAUUUGCGAAAAAAUCUAGCCGAGGAACGUGUAAACUCGUUGUGUGUUUUGUGGUUUCUUUCUUAAUCAUUUACUAUCUCAUCAGGAUUCUCAGAUUCUUCAAGUAUGGUUGAAUCAGAAGUUGUGAAGCUUGUCUACUCAAAUCUUCAAAUCGAUUACAGGUAGACCAUACACAGGAUUCAGGAAAAUAUUUUAUAAUUCCAGUCUGAAAUCUGAAUGACCGGUAACUGAAGUCAGGCCGCGCAUUCCUGGUUGAAAAACUGAUGAAUCUUUAUCACAAAUGUAAAUAGUUUGUUUGGGGCCAUAAGGCCUCUUCAUUCCUUACCCUUGUGAAGUGAUAAUAA